This is a messenger RNA of Galeopterus variegatus (Sunda flying lemur), 693 nucleotides long. Its product is annotated as protein FAM124B-like. The transcript has a single exon. The record is from RefSeq and is a predicted model, not a curated record. NCBI's taxonomy places the organism in Eukaryota, Metazoa, Chordata, Mammalia, Dermoptera, Cynocephalidae. The coding region runs from base 1 to 693 and encodes 230 amino acids.
AUGGAAAACAUUUCAUCUGUUCCUCCCUUCCUUGUCCCGCAGGUCCAGUUGAGUCCAGGACCUGGUGUUAGGAAUAGUGAGCUUUCCUUUCUGAAUGGCACCUUGGGAGCUGACACACUUCUCCAGGGCUCCAGACUGGCCCCCGUCUCUGCAAAGAGGACCCUAGAACCAAGGAGCCGGAGGAGCCGGGGCAGGAGGUUCAAGGUGCAUUCUCUGGAGCUUCCUGAGCCCAGUGGGAGCCCAAUGUCAGACAGCUCUAGUGGCACAUGGUGGAAAAGCCCUGGCUGGUCAUCCCAGGCCAGCAGCCCAGCCAUGGGCACCCAGCUGCAUCUGCCUUCUCCCCACCUGGAACCUGGGGCCAGAAUGAAGGUCCUCAGCCGGGAAAACAGCUUUCAGAAGUUUGAGGCAGAGACAAACGUUGACACGGGAUUCACCAUCAUCAAUUCCGAACCCCAGCAUUCCUUUUUGAGCAGAUUUUCAAUGGAUUUUCAGAUCAGCCAGUCACCAUCCUGUUUGCCAGCCUCUUCCUUGGGGGCAGUUACCUGCAAAAACAACAGAAUUUUUGAAGAAAGAGUCCAUCCUUUGUCACUUGCUGGCCAAAGGGACCUUGCUGCAAGGAAGAUUGUCUCAAAAUGUUGCCUUCAUCUGCCAGUCCAGGGUGAAGAAAGAGAAGAAGAAGAAUUUUUUAUAUAG